Hyposmocoma kahamanoa is the source of this 1760-nucleotide messenger RNA. It is a transcript of the gene BAEE, whose product is annotated as CLIP domain-containing serine protease 2-like. Gene Ontology annotation, biological process: proteolysis. Lineage: Eukaryota; Metazoa; Arthropoda; Insecta; Lepidoptera; Cosmopterigidae. Gene Ontology annotation, molecular function: serine-type endopeptidase activity. The record is from RefSeq and is a predicted model, not a curated record. Bases 136 to 1410 code for a protein of 424 amino acids. The transcript has 8 exons.
AUAACCUUUGGUGGACGGCCGCAACGAGGGCCGGUUUUGUUUGAGGCAUCACUUCAGUCGUACGCGGUCUCUGCUAAGAACAACUACUAGAAUUAUAUAUUUAAAUGUUGUUAUAGCCUAAACAAAUAUUGUAAAAUGAAGACGCUGUGUCGGGCCUUCGUCACUACGUCGGUGCUCGUGGUAUCAUUAUCUAUUGCAGCCGGACGUAUGAUGAAUUAUAAUGCUGGAUACCACACGCCAUCGUAUGGCUAUGGUAAUAGCGGCUUGUCAUAUCAACGGCCUACAACCGCAUCGCCUGCUUACUACAACUAUCCUCAUUAUCACACCAUGCCUUCUAGUGCACGCACUCCCCCUCCUAGCUACCGCCGUGAGCGCUGUAAUGGAGGAGCGCCGUGUGUGACACUAAACGAAUGCACACAUCUCUACAAUCAAUUGCAACGCGGGACCACACCGCAGCUUACUGCGUUGCUCAGGAGUCUCCAUUGCGGUUUCCAGUAUGGCAAUCCUUUGAUAUGCUGCCCACCGGAAUUUCAUAAUCCGAACAACGGCGGCGAUGGAGACCAAAGAGCAGGAUUUGAUGCGACGAGUCUCCUGCCGAAUAAUCACGACUGUGGCAUACAAAAUAAAGACAGAAUUGUUGGUGGCACACAAGCGGACUUGGACGAGCACCCUUGGAUGGCUCUGCUGAGAUAUGACAAACCGUACGGCUGGGGCUUUUACUGCGGCGGGGUGUUAAUAUCUUUGAGAUACGUAUUGACUGCUGCUCACUGCGUUAAAGGAGAUGAACUACCUACUAACUGGAAAUUGUCGCAAGUGCGACUAGGCGAAUGGAAUACUUCAAGCACAAAUGACUGCCUGGCAGACGAUUGCGCGGGUCCAGUCCAGGACAUCCCCGUGGAGCAGAUCAUACCUCAUGAGGACUACGACCCUAAGGACGCAAAUCAGCAUAACGACAUUGCACUUUUGCGAUUGGCCCAAAAUGCAAGGAUCACAGAUUUCGUGAAGCCAAUUUGCUUGCCUUUAAGCUCUGAACUCAAGAGAAGCUCCUUCGAAGGACUCACUAUGGAAGUUGCAGGAUGGGGUAGAACUGAAUCUCGUACGGAAUCCAACGUAAAACUAAAAGUGAGGGUUCCAGUGGUCAGCAGAAGUGAAUGUGCAAAGGUAUUCAACCGAGUAAGCCGUGAGAUUACCAAUAAGCAAAUGUGUGCAGGAGGCAAUGCUGGCGAGGACUCGUGCAGAGGAGACUCUGGUGGCGCGCUUAUGGGAGAACAAUUAGGAGUCUCUGAUAACUGGUACGCUGUGGGAGUAGUGUCUUACGGACCCUCCCCUUGUGGUACUCCUGGAUGGCCUGGUGUUUAUACGCGUGUUGGAGCUUAUGUUGACUGGAUAUUGUCUAAAUUACGACCUUAAUUAGCUUAAUCUUCGGGCUAGUACUGGACAGGUGACCUGGACAGGCAUUUACAUACUAUCUUAUAUAAUGCUGGCUGUGUAAGAAAACUUAUGUAAGAACUUAAGAAAGAAAUUUGUACUCCGUUGACUGCGUUUUGAAGACAACAUUUGGCAUUAGGUACCAAAUUGGCCAUAUAACUGAGAUUAUUCUAUUUAGUACGUUGAAAAUUGUGCACGAUGAAUCGCCGAAUUCGAGCAAUUAAUUGUUGACCUUAGGUGUUCAUCGAAUAAGCAGAAUAUUGACUGAAAUGUUUGCAACACCAAUCUACUCGUUAAGUGCCAUCACAUAUCACUUAAGUUAUGAAUAAAAU